CCCAACUUUUAAUUAUAUAACUGUCGCUAUCUAAAUAUUAGCAGUGAAUGUAUUAUUUGUUAACUAUAUAAGACACUUGUCGGCAGUGGAGAGUCAGUUCAGAUCAGUGCUUCGAACACCAAAGAAAAACAAUGUUUUCAAAAAUUUUAGGAAUUGCCCUUUUGGCAACUUACAUCAACGCUCAGUACCACGACCAACAAGGACACGGUUCUUCAUACAUUUCUUUCACACAGGAUGCAGGACAUUCUGGACUCGGAUUAAGUUCUUUGGGUUUGGGUGGCUACGGAGGUAGCUCUCUCGGAGGAUAUGGAAGUUCCGGUGGUUCUUCGUCCGGUGGUCACCAAGGUUCUUCCUACAUCUCCUACUCCCAAGGAGGACACAGCGGUUCGUCUCUCGGUCUUGGUGGUUCUUCAUCUUCUGGAGGUUCUUCUUCCGGUCACGGCUCUUCGUACAUUUCCUACUCGCAAGGAGGACACGGUGGUUCAAGUGGCGGCUCCUCUUUAGGAAGCUCAAGCGGUUCUUCUGGUCAUGGUUCUUCAUACAUUUCUUAUUCGCAAGGAGGCGCCGGAUCUUCUCUCGGUGGUUCAAUCGGGCAUGCCAUUCCCUUAAUUCAGACUGAAAGUCACCAUGAGGAACACCACGCUCCAGCUAAGUACCAGUUCAAAUAUGGCGUACAAGAUAAACACACUGGCGAUAUCAAGCAACACGAAGAAACUCGUGACGGACAUGUAGUUAAAGGGUCGUACUCUCUCCAUGAACCCGAUGGUACCAUUUUGACUGUGCACUACACUGCUGAUAAGAAGAGUGGGUUCAAUGCGGUGGUUCAAAGAUCCGGACAUGCUACUCACCCCCAGAAGUCCGACCAUUGA
Zophobas morio is the source of this 869-nucleotide messenger RNA. Its product is annotated as adult-specific cuticular protein ACP-20-like. Lineage: Eukaryota; Metazoa; Arthropoda; Insecta; Coleoptera; Tenebrionidae. Gene Ontology annotation, cellular component: extracellular matrix. Bases 132 to 869 code for a protein of 245 amino acids. The record is from RefSeq and is a predicted model, not a curated record. The transcript is spliced from 3 exons.